This is a messenger RNA of Marmota monax (woodchuck), 6996 nucleotides long. RefSeq names its product RAS protein activator like 3 (gene Rasal3). The coding region runs from base 3071 to 6178 and encodes 1035 amino acids. The transcript is spliced from 18 exons. The record is from RefSeq and is a predicted model, not a curated record. Gene Ontology annotation, biological process: regulation of GTPase activity. Lineage: Eukaryota; Metazoa; Chordata; Mammalia; Rodentia; Sciuridae.
CUGGGUUUGAUCCCAGUGCUACGAAAAAGAAGGAGAAGGAGAAAGAGAGAGAGAGAGAGAGAGAGAGAGAAAGAAAGAAAGAAAGAAAGAAAGAAAGAAAGAAAGAAAGAAAGAAAGAAAGAAAGAAAGAAAGAAAUCUAGUACAAAUGGUUGAUUGGGGGGUUAUCUCAGGACAUAUCAGUUGCAGAAUGAGAAAGCAAAGCAGGGAAGGAGAAGUAACCAGGAAGAGAUGUGUUUUCUAGCAAGUUUCCACUGUGAGCAACCAAGGUUUAAGCCCACUGGGGGACAGUGGAGGACACAUAUCUCAGAGUUAUCCCACCCAAGAGGUUGAGGGUCAUUGACAACGAGGAAGUAUUAAUUUGAUGGCACUUUUGGAAUGCUUGUCCCCUGGGUGAAUUAGUCUCAGUUUGCUAGAGAAAAUCCUCCAGCAAAAAAUGCAGGGUAUUGGGAGCUGGGAAUGGGGCUGGUGUACAGUAGAAGAGUAAAGGCCCAGAUGAUGUGGUGGGACACAGUCUUGACACGUGUACAGUGAGUGGUGUGAGUGUGGUCUGAAUGACAUGUCUAAGGUGGACAUAUCUGAGGUGUAUGUACACGUGCAUAAAUACAUCCAGCUCCAGAAGAAGGGUCUUUGGCUCUCACUAAAGGCCCCCCCCAGCCCCGCCACCUUGAUUUAAUCACUCCACGUGGCACAUAUACCAUAACAUCACAUUGUACUUCACAAAUGGAUACAAUUACAAUUUAUCAGUUAAAAAUAAAGAUAGGACCAGGAGUGUAGCUCAGUGUUAGAGCAGUUGCUUAGCAUGCAUGAGGCCCUGGGUUUGAUUCCCAGCACCACAAAAUAAAUAAAUAAAAUUUUAAAAUAAAAAUAAUUGCCAGGUAUAGUGGUGCAUGCCUGUAAUCCUCAUGAUUCAGGAAACUGAGGCAGGAAGAUCACAAAUGUCAAUCUCAACAAUUUAGCAAGACGCUGUCUCAAAUAAAAAAUAUUUUAGCCAGGUGUGGUGACACAUGCCUAUAAUCCCAGAGGCUCGGAAGCCUGAGAUAGGAGGAUCACGAGUUCAAAACCAGCCUCAGCAAAAGCGAGGCAUUAAGCAACUCAGUGAGACCCUGUCUCUAAAUAAAAUACAAAAUAAGGCUGGGAGGUGGCUCAGGGGUUGAGUGUCCCUGAGUUCAAGCCCCAGUACCCCAAAAUAAAUAAAUAUAAUAUUUUUUAAAGUUUUAAAGUAGCUCAGUGGUAAACUCCAGUACCAAAAACUAAAAGUUAAUUAAUUAAUUAAAAAUAAUUACAAAAAAAAGACCCUCCUGUUCAGAGAGGGCUACAGAGUUUUCAAGGCCCAGUGUGAAAUAAAGAUAUAAGAUCUCUUGUUCAAAGUAAGCAUUUCAAGAUGAUGACAGCAAAGUGUUAAACUAAGCAUGGGACCUUUCUGUGUCUGGGGUCCUUUGUGACCGUCCAGGACCAUAUACCCAUGGAGUCAGUCCUGUCUUUCCUGCUCCAUGGAUUCUUUUUUUUUUUUUUCUUCUUUCUUCAGUACUGGACAUUGAACCGAAGACCUCACACAUGCUAAACAAAUGCUCUACCACUGAGCUGCAUUCCCAGCCCUUUUUACUUUGAGAUAGGAUCUUGCUAAUUUGCCUACACUGGCCUUGAUGUUGAGACCCUCCACCUCAACCCCCAGAGUUGCUAGGAUUACAGGCAUGCACUACUAUGCCCACCUGCCACUCCAUGGAUUCUUGUUAUCUUUGCCUUUGCACAAACUGUUGCUUUUCCUUGGUAUGAUCUUCUAAUUUCUUUUAUGCUUCAGGUUGCAAAGAUAUUGCAAAGAACAGAGAAGUCCUCCUGAAUUUUUCCAGCUCAAAGAGCAUCACUGCUGCUCAGCCUUAUUUCCCUCCAAGUCCACCUCACCAGUGAGAAACAUCCUCUAUUUGCAUUCAUUAUCUGUAUCCCCCAAUAUACUGGGAGCUCCAGGAGAGUAGGAACCAAGUUCAUGUAGUUCCCAGUGGCUUCUUCAGUACCUAGCACACAGCAGGCACUCAGGAAACAUUUGUCAAAUAAACGAAGGCUCGCAUGAUGAACCUUUUGAAACUGAUAUUAUCAUCUUGUACAAAUAAGGAAACCGAGGCUCAGACAAAGGAAGUGACUUGUCUGAGGUUACAUAGCGAGAGAGGGACCAGCUGGCACUCAAACCCACCCCUGUCCAGCUUCUGGGCCAUAGUGAUGCUGACUCACUCAUUUAUCAUAACAGCUUUUUUUCUGCCCCCAUUUUCAAGUAAACAUUUAUUGAAGCGUAAGAUACAGGACAGUGCACCAAACCAUGUAACUUGACGAAUUUUCACAACAGAACACACCCAAGUAACCAGCACUGAGCUCAAAAACUAGAACAUGUUAAACAUGUGUCACAUGAAUUUCACUUCCAUUUAAGGAACAACAACAACAAAAAAUGUCAUGGUGGUGCACAUCUGUAAUCAGAGUUACUCUGGAGGUUGAGGCAAGAAAAUGGAAAAGUUUGGGGCCAGCCUGGGCAACUUAGCAAAACCCUGUCUCAAAUUAAAAUUUUAAAAGGUGGGAGGAGCUGGAAGUAUAGCUCAGUCACAUAUCGCCUGCCAAGCAUCAUGCCAAAGGAAAGAGAGAGAGAGAGAGAAGACUUUCUCCCAUUUCUAUAAGGAGAUCAUGCCAAACAUUUUUCCAGUAUAAGUGAAUCAAUCUACACUGGCUAGCAUCAGAUGAGAACUCUCAGUGCUCCAUAUCCUUACCAACAUUUAUUCAGCAUGUGCCCAUUUUGCAGAGAAGCCAACUGAAUUUCAGGGAGAAAAGCAUGUGUUGCCUUCCGGUCAGUGAGGGAUUCUGGGACCUUCUUGCCAGAAAUGUACUCUGCUGCCUUCCCUCUGCCACCUACCCUCCAUCCCCGCCCCUGCAUCCUGCCCCUUCUGUGCCCUCCCAGCCUGGCUGUGGUGUGGGGUGGGACAGACAGGGUCACGUGGACCUGGGUUCAGCGGGAGGAAGCCAGGCAGGGUGCAGAAAGCUGCUGAUUCUGGGGCUGGCCAGGAAAUCAAGUCCUACAGGAGAGCCUCCACCAUGGAGUCACCCAGACAGAGCUCCCAAACCCAGCCCGCUGCCCCACCUCUGCCGACAUCCUACCGCUGGCACACAGGAGGUGGAGGGGAGAAGGGGACUGGUGGGUUCCGCUGGGGCCGCUUCGUUGGUUGGGGAAGAGCACUGAGCCACCAGGAGCCCAUGAUUAGCAGCCAGCCAGCCCCCCGCUUGCUGUUCCGUCGGGUCCUCUCUGCACCCCCCAAGGAGUCACGGACCAGUCGCCUCAGGCUAUCCAGGACCCUCUGGGGAAGACAUAAGCACCCACCGCAGGAGCCAGAGCUGGAGCCAGAAGCCCCAGAUCCAGAGCCGGAGCCUCAUGUCCCACAGAUCCCUGAGGCCCCCACCCCUGAUGUGCCUGUCUGGGAUAUUGGGGGCUUCACCCUGCUUGAUGGAAGGCUGGUGCUGCUCGGGGGCGAGGAGGAAGGUCCUCGCCGGCCAAGGGUGGGAAGUGCCAGCUCAGAAGGCAGCAUGCAAGUGGCCAUGGGAAACCUCAGGGAUGCAGAUCGGACCCUUGGAAAGGCAGAGCCAGAGGCUGCUGGCUCCAACCAGGUCCACAAUGUUCGGGGGUUGCUCAAGAGGCUGAAAGAGAAGAAAAAGGCCAGGUCUGAGCUGGGAGCCAAUACCUCCAGGGAUGGUACUAUGGGCUCUAAAGAAUCACUGGCCACACUCUCUGAGCUGGACCUGGGUGCCGAACGGGAGGUGCGGGUCUGGCCACUGCACCCCAGCCUCCUGGGAGAGCCCUACUGUUUCCAGGUAACGUGGGUGGGCGGUAGCCGCUGCUUCUCCUGUCGCUCGGGCGCUGAGAGAGAUCGCUGGAUUGAAGAUCUUCGUCGCCACUUCCAGCCCAGUCAGGACAACGUGGAGCGGGAAGAGACGUGGCUGAGCGUGUGGGUGCACGAGGCGAAGGGGCUGCCCCGAGCGGCUGGGCCAUCGGGCGUGCGAGCCGAGUUGUGGCUAGAUGGCGCGCUGCUGGCGCGCACCGCACCGCGGGCUGGCCCAGGCCAGCUCUUCUGGGCCGAGCGCUUCCACUUCGAGGCGCUGCCACCGGCCCGUCGGCUGUCACUGAGGCUUCGCGGCGGAGGCUCAGCGGGAGCAGAUCUGGGCCGUGUGACGCUGAAUCUGGAGGAGCUGAGCGCUCCCCGAGCGCCCGCGGCGGGACUGGAGCGCUGGUUCCCGCUGCUGGGGCAGCCAGCAGGUGCGGCCCUGCGGGCGCGAAUCCGGGCCAGACGCCUACGGGUGCUGCCGUCGGAGCGCUACAAGGAGCUGGCGGAGUUUCUCACCUUCCACUACGCGCGCCUCUGCGGAGCGCUCGAGCCCGCGCUCCCUGCGCAGGCCAAGGAGGAGCUGGCAGCCGCCAUGGUGCGCGUGCUGCAGGCCACCGGCCGGGCGCAGGUGUUGGUAACAGACCUGGGCACUGCCGAGCUCGCACGCUGUGGAGGCCGUGAGGCACUGCUGUUCCGAGAAAACACAUUAGCCACCAAGGCCAUUGAUGAGUACAUGAAGCUAGUGGCCCAGGAUUACCUCCAGAAGACCCUAGGGGAGGUUGUUCAGCAUCUCUGUGCCUCCACUGAGGACUGUGAGGUGGACCCCAGCAAGUGCCCAGCAUCAGAGCUGCCCCAGCACCAGUCCAGACUUCGAAGCAGCUGUGAGGAGGUCUUUGAAACCAUCAUUCACUCCUAUGACUGGUUCCCGUCAGAGCUGGGCACUGUCUUCUCAAGCUGGAGAGAAGCAUGCAAAGCACGUGGCUCCGAGGCACUGGGCCCCCGACUAGUGUGUGCCUCCCUCUUCCUGAGGCUCCUAUGCCCUGCUCUCCUGGCACCCAGCCUCUUUGGCCUGGCACCAGAGCACCCAGCACCUGGUCCAGCUCGCACCCUCACAUUAAUUGCCAAAGUUAUCCAGAACCUCGCCAACCGUGCCCCGUUUGGUGAGAAGGAAGCCUACAUGGGCUUCAUGAAUACCUUCCUGGAAGAUCAUGGACCAGCUAUGCAACACUUCUUGGACCAGGUGGCCAUGGUGGAUGUGAAUGCUGCACCCAGUGGCUACCAAGGCAGUAGCGACCUGGCUCUCCAGUUGGCAGUCCUGCAUGCCCAGCUCUGUACGAUCUUUGCUGAGCUUGACCAGACAACCCGUGACAGCUUGGAACCACUGCCCACCAUCCUGAGGGCCAUCGAGGAGGGCCAGCCUGUCCCUGUAUCUGUGCCAAUGCGUCUUCCAUCACCCCAGGUCCAUUCCAGUUUCUCCGCAGGGGAGAAGCCCGGCUUCUUGGCCCCCCGGGACCUCCCCAAGCACACCCCUCUCAUCUCCAAGAGCCAGUCUCUGCGCAGCUUUCACGGUGCAGGGAGUUGGGCCCGGCCCCGACCCGAUGAGGAGCGCCCCCCGCGGCGCCCCCGGCAAGUGCAGCGCACCCAGAGCGUCCCCGCCGGGCGCCCUGCCCGCCGCCGUCCAUCUGCCGGGCCCCGGCCGCGACCCAAAGGCUCCCUGCACGCCGGCCCCGCGCCCCGCGGCCGACCCUGGACGGGGGCCUCUGCCUCGCUGCCUCGGAAGCCAUCGGUGCCCUGGCAGCGCCAGCUGGACCAGCCGCGGGACCGAGACCAGGCUCUGGGCUCGCACCGCCCGGUGGGCAAGGAACGUUAUAUGGCAGAACCGUGGGGAAGCAGAUCAGGAUCUCUGGGGAAAGGAAGAAACGAGAUGACGCUUCAGAUAACAGCUGCUGUCUCCCCACAGUUGGCAGAGCUACAGUGCGAAGUGGCGGCGCUUCGCGAGGAGCAGAAAGCAUUGUCCCGCCUCGUGGAAUCACUAAGUACCCACAUCCAAGCUUUGACCGAGCAGCAGGAGCAGCUGCGGUGUCAGCUGCAGGACCUAGACUCUAGGCUCAGUCCUAGGGCAUUGCAGUCGAAUCCAGAGGGUGGUCUUUCAAGUAGUGAGGGUCACAGGCUGAAAAAUAUGGAGCGCCGCCUGACUAACAUGGAGCAUACUCAGGCCCAGCUGAGGGAUGCUGUUCAGAACCUACAAUUUCGUCCAAAGAUACCAGAGUCACGGAGUCAGCCCCUGCCUCUCAAAGAACCUUGCAUCAAUGGAGAUACCACCUGAGCUGCCCAUUCUCUAUCCCAUGUGGUCUGGGAGCAGAGAGCCGACUUAGGAGGGUAUCUGACCCUGCCUUUAGCCCUAUGUGACCUACAGUGGAGAGUGGCACUGUAGGUGCCAACCAACCACUCUGGCACUAUGAGGUUGCCCAGUAAAAUCUUAAUUUCAGUAAAAUCAGUGGUUUGUUUGUCCCUAAGGUUUGCUAAUCACGGAGUAACCCCUCACCCCCAUUCAGUUCUCCCAAAUUCUCUCCUAAUUUGAGGUCUCAUGGAAGGGAAAUGUAAGCACAUUCUCACCAGCUAUGUGACCUUAGGCCAUCACUCUAGAAGCCUUUAUUUCAUUGUCUAUAAAAUGGAUCUGAAGUUCUCCUACACCGUGGAAGACCCCUAAAAGUAUUCAAAAAAAGGUAUUCAUCAUUGGUAUAGGCAGUACCUGUUUCUCAAGGAAGCAUGGGUCCUACAACCCAUUUAUCCCAUACCACCCUCCCUACCUAAUCCUCAGGCUCCAGAUAAGAGAAUUCUCCUAAACCCCAAAUCCCAAACCAGCUCCCUCAUGGCAUGGAGAGCGUAGUCUGGGAGGCAGAUGAAGGAAGGGUAAGGAAAUGUGAAGUUCUGUGGGUGAAUGGUGAGUAAAUUAGUAGGCCUUUAAAUCAUGGGUGAGGGGUAGGGUGGAAUAUUAGGCAGGUGAAUAGGUUAGUAUUUGUUGGAUGUUUGACCUAUAGAUGACUAGUUAGGUAGGCAGGUAACCAGGAUGGAUAUGUCUACUUAGAAAAGACCUGGCUCAUAGUAGGAAAUAAAUAUUUGAAUUAGUUAAGUGAUUAUAUA